This is a messenger RNA of Aureobasidium vineae, 499 nucleotides long. NCBI's taxonomy places the organism in Eukaryota, Fungi, Ascomycota, Dothideomycetes, Dothideales, Saccotheciaceae. The record is from the annotation of a GenBank genome assembly.
CAUGGGAAAGCUCAUCAAGAACCACUUGGCCCGUCUCAUCGUCAUGACAGCAGCAACAUGUAAGCUUUCAUUCCUCUUUCUGGCCCUGACGACUUUGUCAGCGAACAGCCAGUCUGACUUUGAUUCCAUAGAUCACAUCGCCGCCAGCCUCCACGGCUUCUUCUGGCCCAAAUUCUUCUUUGACUUCUUGACAAAGAACUUUGACCCCGCCGUCAAACCUGUACCGAUACUACAAACCAUAAACCUCAUAUUCGGCUUCAUAAACCUGGCCUGGGAAUGGCCGCUCGAGUUCAUCGCCGGAACUGCAAUACAUCGCUCAUUAAGGCUACGGAUAUUGCUACUACCACUGUCAAGCUUGGCGGCUGUUUUAUUAUACCAAGGGACCAAUCCCGCGUUGUAUUAUAUCAUCGGCUGCGGAGUCUACUUCUGGGCCUAUACGGAAGGUGAGUUUGUGCGAAGCCUUGGACGUUACCCCGACGGCCAAGCCAUCCGAAACAAU